Molecule: messenger RNA, 1717 nt
Organism: Alnus glutinosa
Lineage: Eukaryota; Viridiplantae; Streptophyta; Magnoliopsida; Fagales; Betulaceae
Product: putative ribosomal large subunit pseudouridine synthase SVR1, chloroplastic
Exons: 10
Coding region: 49-1266 (405 amino acids)
Biological process (GO): maturation of LSU-rRNA from tetracistronic rRNA transcript (SSU-rRNA, LSU-rRNA, 4.5S-rRNA, 5S-rRNA); plastid translation; maturation of SSU-rRNA from tetracistronic rRNA transcript (SSU-rRNA, LSU-rRNA, 4.5S-rRNA, 5S-rRNA)
Cellular component (GO): chloroplast
Molecular function (GO): pseudouridine synthase activity; RNA binding
Source: RefSeq, a predicted model, not a curated record
AAACCCAAAGACCCCAAACUCCCAUCGGCCCCCCCUAAUCUUCAGAAAAUGGCAACAGCGGCUUCACUGUCCACCCUCCACCACCUCUCAUCCUCACUCCUCUCCAAACCCUCUCUCACCGUCAGACCCCUCCGCAUCCUCCCUCGCAUCAUAACCUGUUCACUUUCCUCUUCCCCCUCUUCCUCGUCUUCCUUGCAAUUCAACAUCUCCUUCGCACCCCCGAAGCCCAAGCCCAAGCCCGAUUCACCGGAGCCCGACCUGUUUCCCGACCCCGACGCCCUCCCCAGCGGCCAGCUCUUCAUUCCGUGGAUCGUCCGAGGCGAGGAUGGCAACCUCAAGCUCCAGACGCACCCUCCCGCGCGUCUUCUCCACGCCAUGGCCAAUGCCGAGACCGAAACGAAGAACAAGAAGAAGAACAAAAACAAGACCAAGGAUAAGAGCCCUGACAACGCUUCCCUGGAGCCCAAGCAUUCCAAGGCCGCUCGAAGGUUCUUCAAUCAGAAUUUCAAAGAGCCCAGCCAGCGCCUCAGCAAGGUUCUCGCCUCUGCGGGAGUGGCGUCGAGACGGAAUAGCGAAGAGCUUAUAUUUGAAGGCAAGGUUACUGUGAAUGGUUCUGUGUGCAAUGCUCCUCAGACACGGGUUGAUCCUGCAAAGGAUAUUAUUUAUGUCAACGGGAACCGCCUUCCUAAGAGGCAGCCUCCGAAGGUGUAUCUUGCCCUGAACAAACCAAAAGGGUACAUUUGCUCAUCUGGGGAAAAAGAGUCCAAAUCCGUGUUCGCCCUAUUUGAUGAUUUUUUUAAGAAUUGGGGUAAAAGAAAUUCAGGACUGCCCAAACCACGAUUAUUCACUGUAGGUCGCCUUGAUGUUGCCACUACUGGGUUGAUUAUUGUGACUAAUGAUGGAGAUUUUGCUCAAAGACUUUCACAUCCUUCAUCUAACUUAACAAAGGAAUAUAUUGCAGCAAUAGAUGGUGUUGUUAAUAACCGGCACUUGAUAGCCAUCAGCGAGGGAACAGUGAUUGAGGGCAUCCGUUGCACUCCAGAUUCUGUGGAGUUGCUGCCACAACAACCAGAUAUACCAAGACCUCGUCUUCGUAUAGUGGUUCAUGAUGGGAGGAAACAUGAAGUUCGAGAGCUUGUGAAAAGUGCCGGACUUGAGAUUCAUUCUUUAAAGCGUGUAAGAAUUGCUGGUUUCAGACUUCCAUCAGAUCUUGGGUUAGGGAAGCACAUUGAACUAAAACAAAGCGACCUAAAGUUACUGGGUUGAAGAGUUAAGAAAUCUGCUGCUAAAUUGCUGGAGUUUUGCAUUUUCCUCUAUUCAAAACCUCAGCUUCAAAAUAUUUCCAGGAAAUUUGCCAAUACCUUGUCGUUGUUAUGGGUGGGAGUCGUGGGAGCCAUUGGGUUGUGAUUCCGACUCCUUGGGAGUGACAGAAUUUUGAUAUAUGAGUUGGACUGCAGCUUGUGUAUGCCACCAUUGGUAUCAAUGCAAGUGAUCUUUAUAGCAGAAUUCGGAGCUCGACUAUUACUGAGAAAGCGAGAAGUGGUGAGAUUAUUCAUGUAGAUGUACGUUUCAAGUGCUCUCUUUAUGUAGAUAUUGCAUAUGAUAAAGGAGAACCCGUAAAGGAAAUGGUUAUAGUGCUAAAAGUAUGUUGGCUUUUGAGGAAUUAUGUAGUAUUCUGGUUUUUAAUCAAGAUUUUAUUCGAGAUUACUUUAUGUAA